Oxyura jamaicensis (ruddy duck) is the source of this 1986-nucleotide messenger RNA. It is a transcript of the gene ST3GAL3, whose product is annotated as ST3 beta-galactoside alpha-2,3-sialyltransferase 3. The transcript is spliced from 13 exons. The coding region runs from base 142 to 1392 and encodes 416 amino acids. Gene Ontology annotation, molecular function: sialyltransferase activity. The record is from RefSeq and is a predicted model, not a curated record. NCBI's taxonomy places the organism in Eukaryota, Metazoa, Chordata, Aves, Anseriformes, Anatidae.
UGGCGUGCCGGCUGCACCGCUUUGUCCCUUCUCCCGAGGAAGACCGUGGGGAGCGUGGGGUGGCCGCGAUGUGCGCGUGCAGGCUGCCGCUGCCCAGCCGCCUGCACCGCGGUGGCGUAGGAGGGCGGCCGUGACGCCAGGAUGGGAGUGCUGGUGCUGGUGCGGAACGUGCUGCUGGCGCUCUGCCUCUUCCUCGUGCUCGGCUUCCUCUACUACUCCGCCUGGAAGCUGCACCUCCUGCGCUGGGAGGACUCCAAUUCAGUCGUUCUUUCCUUUGACUCCGUUGGACAUACAAUAGGCUCAGGAAGGAGAGAGAGAAAAACUGUGGCUAUUGUGCUUCCGCGGUCCAUCCCAUCUCACCUUGCUGCAGACCCAGGAAAAGAAAGAGCCCAGAAAGAACCAAUGGCAGCUCCAGACCCAGCCAUUCCUAAAUACGACAAACUGGGCUUUCUCCUGAACCUGGACUCGAAACUGCCUCCAGAACUGGCAUCAAGGUAUGCAAAUUUCUCUGAGGGAGUGUGCAAGCCUGGUUAUGCAUCAGCACUCAUGACUCUCAUCUUCCCAAAGUUCUCAAAGCCGGCACCAAUGUUCUUGGAUGACUCCUUCAGGAGAUGGGCUCGUAUCAGGGACUUCGUACCCCCCUUUGGAAUUAAAGGACAAGAUAAUCUGAUCAAAGCCAUCCUGUCAGCAACCAAAGAUUACCGUCUAACUCCAGCUCUUGACAGUCUCAGCUGCCGACGAUGUAUUAUUGUGGGAAAUGGUGGAGUACUGGCCAAUAAGUCAUUGGGGUUAAAAAUUGACGACUACGAUGUUGUUGUCAGGCUGAACUCUGCUCCAGUGAAGGGCUUUGAAAAGGAUGUGGGUGGCAAGACGACUCUCCGGAUCACAUAUCCUGAAGGUGCAAUCCAGAAAAUGGAACAGUAUGAGAAGGAUUCCCUGUUUGUUCUGGCAGGAUUCAAAUGGCAGGAUUUCAAGUGGCUGAAGUACAUUGUUUACAAGGAGAAAGUGAGUGCCUCUGAUGGCUUUUGGAAGUCAGUCGCGACCCGUGUCCCGAGAGAGCCUCAUGAGAUACGUAUCCUGAAUCCCUACUUCAUCCAGGAGGCAGCUUUCAGCUUCAUUGGACUGCCUUUCAACAAUGGCCUCAUGGGCCGAGGGAACAUCCCCACCUUGGGAAGCGUAGCAAUAACCAUGGCGCUCCACAACUGUGAUGAGGUGGCGGUAGCUGGGUUUGGCUAUGACAUGAGUUCCCCCAAUGCACCACUGCACUACUAUGAGAACAUCAAGAUGUCUGCCAUCAAAGAGUCCUGGACGCACAACAUCCAACGGGAGAAGGAGUUCCUGCGGAAGCUGGUGAAAGCCCGAGUCAUCACCGACCUGACCAGUGGGAUCUGAGCGGCUGCAGCCGCUGCCUCAAAGGGAGGAGAGGAAGACGCACGCUGCAGCUCUGGGAGCAGGCACUGGCAGCCCCCCCGCAAGAAGCCCGCCUCACUGGAGACACACAGAGAUGCCCGGGUGCUCCGGGAAGGCCCUCGCGCAUUGCCAGUCUGCAGGAGGGCAGCAUCUGCUGCCCCCAGCCCUGGAGCUGGCAGGAGGCGGGCAAGGGGCUGAGCGGGCAGUUCUUGAACUCUGCAUUGCAGACGGAUCUUCUGUAUCCAGAAUGAAACGGGAAAGACUCAGGAGAGAGAAGGAAGGUUUGUGAAUAAAACGAUUUGUGCCAAAUGGGAGGUGACGCUGCCCCAAGGCAGCAAUGCCUGAAUGUACAACGUAUUAUUUUUUAAAGAAACUCUGCUGGAAUCAUACUAGAAAUACCAAGGUGCAAAGCGAAAUCUGCUUGUGCACAGCCCUGUGAAAAGCUCGGCCUCGCCACGCUCCGUCUGCAUUGUCUCUGGCCUCAGACCUUUCCCCGGGAAAACAAAUCCGUCCAAGACUUCAGUGUUGUUGGUGCUGCUAUAAUUUAAAGGGAGGAUGGCUUUCCCUCGUUCUCCA